AUGAGCGAAGAAUCUGGAGCGAGUGCAUCAUCAGCUGGUCGAGCAAGAGGAAGAUACGUCGGGGUGCCUAAGAGAUGUUCGUGUGGGGAAGGAAUUGUAGCCAGAAUCUCUAAGUCGGACGCAAACCCAUAUCGGAGAUAUUACUGUUGUGCAUUCGCCGUUGAACAAAAGUGGGUUGAUGAAGCAUUGUUGAAUGAAAUUGAGGCAUCAAAGUUGAGAAUAGAUAGACUUGAAGGCCAUGUUAAAGCAAGUGCAACAGAUUGUAUGGAGGCUGAGAAGCACAUGUAUGAGAAGUUACAAUUGAAGCUAGAGUCAGAGAUUGCUGAACGGGUAGAAGAAAGGAUUCUUGAAGCCAAAUCGGAUAUGAAGAAAUUGCUGUUGCUUGUGUGUUUUGGAGGCUCAUUUGGCAAACUUGUUUGA
Messenger RNA from Eutrema salsugineum, 420 nucleotides. RefSeq lists its product as uncharacterized. NCBI's taxonomy places the organism in Eukaryota, Viridiplantae, Streptophyta, Magnoliopsida, Brassicales, Brassicaceae. Bases 1 to 420 code for a protein of 139 amino acids. The record is from RefSeq and is a predicted model, not a curated record. The transcript is spliced from 3 exons.